AUGCUCCACGCCUGCUUAGCGGUCCUCCUGGCCAGCCUGGCCGCAACGGCAUCCGCGGCCCCAACCCAACUCGACUCCCGAUCGUCAUGGACUGGACUGUCCUCGCGCGAGUUCACAGAGGAGGGUAACAUGGGCUUCUGGGUCGGACCGGAAAUCUCCAACCGGCUGAAGCUCUACUUUGGCGUGGACAACGUAGCCACAGAAGGCGUCGAUUAUCUCGGCCGAAUGGACACCAACUUAUACCCCGGUGGCGCACCCCCAUUCGGCAUCUAUCUCAUGCAGGUGCUCCUCACCCGCGCGGUGAAGGAGUGCCCCUCUUCCAAAGUCAUUGCGGCCGGAUACAGCCAGGGCGCCGCCGUGCUGCACCGGGCCGUGCAGUACCUCGACGAGGAGAUUCGCGACCGCAUCACCGCCGUCGUGACCUUUGGGGAUACCCAGACUCUUCAGGACGGUGGACGAAUCAUCGGCUACCCGCUGGACCAAACCCUCAUCAUCUGCAACGUGGGCGACGUCAUCUGCACCGGCACCCUCUACGUGUUCCCGAUCCACCUCGAUUACACCAAGAGGGUCCCCGAGGCCGUGCACUGGCUCAUUUGGAAGAUUUUGUCGUCGUACUUUAAUCCGCCCAUCACGCCUUGGUAUUGGUGGGAACAUCCGCCGGCGUGGUGGAAGCCUCCUAGCGAAGGUGAGGAGGGCAGUGGCGAUGGAGACGGCGAGGAAGAAGGCGAGUGUGAUGGGGAAGACAGCGGGGAGGAUAAUAACGAAGAAGAACCCAAUGGCGGGGGAGGAGAUGAGAACGAAGAGGACGAUCGAAACUGGGGCACUAUGCUCCCGCCCUUCAUGUCCAUGUUUCCGUCCAUCCCAGUCGGCGAUCCUGCUCCCACCGUGACAGUCGGCAUCGGCACGGCCCCACCAGACCCGGAUCUAGGCGACGUUCUCUCCGACUACCCGGAACUCUCCACCAUCCUCUCUUCUCACAUUCCGGGCUUCGAGACCGUCAUCCCCGAAGACCCUGCUCCCUACAGUCACCGUGUUCCGGCCCCCGGACCCCGGGUGCGCGUUACCCAGUGA
Parascedosporium putredinis is the source of this 1071-nucleotide messenger RNA. The record is from the annotation of a GenBank genome assembly. Lineage: Eukaryota; Fungi; Ascomycota; Sordariomycetes; Microascales; Microascaceae.